This is a messenger RNA of Tetrahymena thermophila SB210, 2508 nucleotides long. RefSeq lists its product as hypothetical. The transcript is spliced from 6 exons. NCBI's taxonomy places the organism in Eukaryota, Ciliophora, Oligohymenophorea, Hymenostomatida, Tetrahymenidae. The record is from RefSeq and is a predicted model, not a curated record. Gene Ontology annotation, molecular function: protein binding.
AUGAAUAAUAAUUAUUUUGAUUCUUUUUCUAAGGAAGCAAAUAGUGUAGUCAGUUUAUCUCCUCAAUUAAGACAUGUUAAUUAAGAUAAAAUAGAAUUUUAAAAGCCUCUUACUCUAAAUAAAAUGGUAUCUGAUCACAUUUAAAUUAAUAAAAGUACUCAGCAGAGAGGGACAUAAAAUAAUUAUUAAAAACUGAUGUAUGCUAAAUCUUUGAAUUAUGAUCCAACAGGCCAAUCUUUCAGCAUGAAUGAAAAUAGUGAAAUUGAAUAAGGUAUUGAUUUCGAAUAAAAGGAAAGAGCUAAUAGAAGUGUGAUUUUGCAAGAUCUAAAUAAUUCUUCAUUUUAAAAUGAAAAUGAUGCAUUCAGCUCAUUUCAUUAGCAUUCUAAGUAAGAAUAUAGAAGAAAAAAUGGAAACUAUGCUCAUAAUAAAAUUUCUGGAUAGGUCAGUAAUUAGUUAAGUCUAAUGUCAUAAACAAAAAAGCGAUCAAAUUUGAAAGUGUUAUUAAAUUAAAAUGCAGGAUUAAGUACUAAUUCUUUGUCGAAAGAUAAUAGUAAAUCUAGGGCGAGAAAAAUAUCGUUUGCAGGAUAGAUGUAAAAUAACUAAGAUGAAAAAAAAUCUGUUUUUCAAUUUCCUCCUCAGAUGCCAUUCUAAUCUAGUAAACCAAAUAAAGUUAUAUAUUUGAAAUAAAACUCUGAAUCUCUUGAUAGAACAUAAACAGCAAGCACUAGACCUUAAACUACCCAGUUAGGUAUGAGAUAGUAAUAUUUUAGAUUUGGAGAUAGUAAAGGAUUUUUAUAAUCUCCUUAAAAUAAUUCUGUUGAGGUAAUUAUGCAUCCUAAUGAGUUUAGUACAAGCUUUAUAUCUGAUAAAAAUGAUUUUUCUUUAAAUAGACCUAGUACAAAUAAUGCAUCAGUAAGAAGUAGAUUUUAAAGAAAAGGCUUGAGACCGUCUGCUUAAGCUUCUUAGUUUAAUUCUACAUAAAGUAAAAAACAUAAUGAAAUUAGGAAUUAGUAUGAUCUCGAUAAUACAUUUUUGUCUGUAUUUCAUCAAACUUAAUUUUCAAAUGGAGAAUCCAGCAAUGUUACUUCAAAAUAUCUGCAUUAAAAAAGAGCUGAUAGAAAAAGUGUGACUUCAAAUAAUAGCAAAAGAGGUAGUAUCGGUUAAAACUAUGAGAUUUCCAUAAACCUACAGAAUAAUAGCCCUCAAACCGCAUCCACCAAUAAUUAAUCUAUACUAAAGAAAAGAUUUGGUCGCAAAGCAUUUAAAUGUGAAGCCAUUUUAGAUGAAAUAAAUUGCUAAAAUUAAGAAAUACAAAUGAAAAUAGAUCAAAUUAUCAAGGACAUAGAUGAAGACAACUUUAAAAACACAUUUCCACAUUUAAAGGAAUUGAUUAGUAAAGCAGUUGAUAUAAAUGACUUAAAGCUAUUUUGUACAAUUUCAGAAUUUAUGGCUGAUUUAGCUCUUGAAAUGCAAGAUAUCAAAUCAGCUGUUUUUCUAUAUGAUUAAUUUAGAAAUUUGUCUACAUAUACAAAAAACUAUUCAAAAAAGGCUAAAUCUCUUCUUCAGCUUGCUAAAUGCGCUAGAUAAAUUAAUUUUUACUAGGAAGCAAUAAUAAUAUUGAAGAAAGCUCUUCAGUAUGCAUGGUACUCCAAAGAAAAUGACAUUGAGUUGGAAAUUUACGAUGAGUUUGGAAGAAAUUACUACUUUCAAGGAAAUAUCAUGAAGGCAUAAUACUAUCAUGAAAGAUUCAUGAACUGCGAAUACGAAGAUGACCAAUCUCCUACAAAAUAAUUUUCUGAAGAAAAUCUAAAUACUUUUUUUAAGACUCUAUAAUUUACUUUUACAGAUGUUACAAGUCUACUUUUAGCAUAUUUGAAGAUUCCUAUUUUAACUAUUGAGGAGAUGCCUUAGUAUGGUAAUAUAAAUUAAACUAAUUACAUAUAAGGUAAGACUCCAAGAAUUAAUGUAAAUGAUUGCAAUUAAUUAUAUUUUGAUAAUUGUGAUCCAAAAGAAUUGCUGUAAAAAUUAAUUAUCGGGGAUGAAUUUUACAUCUAAAUUUAAUCACCAAAAUUUGCAGUAAAGAUUGACGAAAUGGAGUUAAGUAAGUUGGCUAAAAAAAGAAUAGAUAAAAUGAUGUUCAGAUAAACCAAAGCCAUUUAUGAAAUUAAAAAGCUAGGAAAAAUAGAUCUCGCAAGCAAACUUAGAGAUUUUACAAAUCCAUUUAAGUAUAGAGUGCCAUUAGAAAAAAAAAUAGAUUAUUUAAAAAAGUAAAAAAUAGAUGUUGAUAUAGAUUCAAAAUUGGAAAAAGUCAGAUAAUCAAGAACUUAAAGAAAUGAAGAUAAUAUUAGAAAUAGAGUUUAUAAUAAUUCUUUAUAUAAAAAUCCUAAAAACGUAAGCCAGAACUCAAAUAGAAAACCUAUAACAAACAACUAUAAAAACAUGUAUAAAACUUUUAUUAUAGAUUACCUUGAUAAAAAGAAUGACCUAUCCUUGUAAGAUAUUUUUUGA